Molecule: messenger RNA, 1092 nt
Organism: Colletotrichum orchidophilum
Lineage: Eukaryota; Fungi; Ascomycota; Sordariomycetes; Glomerellales; Glomerellaceae
Exons: 4
Coding region: 1-1092 (363 amino acids)
Source: RefSeq, a predicted model, not a curated record
AUGGCGGCAUCACCAACACCGGCGAAGCCGACGAUGGGAGACAAGGUGGUGAUUUUCCCGUUGGAGAAUGCGGACCAGGUCUCUGUGGUUGCGGUGUCCAUUGCCUUCAUCAUCAUACCGACGGUGAUGGUGAUCCUUCGCCUCAUCGCCAGGCGCAUGGCGCACAGAGACAUGGAUGCAAGUGAUUGGUGUAUCAUUGCGGCAUGUGUCUUCUCCAAUGCCCUGCAAGCCGUCUCUAUAGUCGGUGUGAUACAAUGCGGUGUCGGCGUACAUAAUGCUGCCAUCAUACCCAAGUAUGGGGUCGGUCCAAUCAUCAAGUUCCUCAAGGUCCUCGUCGCUCAGCAAAUCCUUUGGGCCAUCAGUCUCAGCCUCUGCAAGAUAUCCAUUCUCCUACUCUAUUCAAAGAUCUUCAGCACCAAAUUUAUGAUAUUAUCAGCGAGGAUACUGGCCGCCUUCACCAUGAUGUGGACCGUGGUCACGGUGCUGAUCGCCUUCUUCAUCUGCAUCCCUCUCUCGGACAACUGGCUGCUCGAUCUCAGGAACCGGCACUGCGGGAAUCAGCCAGCGGCAGAUGGCACGAUGGGGGUCUUGAACAUAAUUACCGACAUCAUCAUCCUCGUUAUGCCGAUUUCUCACUUGUGGGGUCUGCGAUUAGAGAUGUACAAGAAGGUAGCCCUCAUCAUCGCCUUCUCGCUAGGGGUCUUCACUUGCAUUGUGUCGGCUCUACGCCUGUACUACCUGGCCAACCUCGUCUAUCUCGACGUGACGUUCAACAUUCCCAGCGCCCUCAUCUUCAGUGCGCUAGAGCCUGGCGUCGGCAUUACCCUCGCGUGCAUCCCCUUCCUCCGGCCUCUGCUGGGCCGUUCCCAGUACUCGCCAAAGGGUACCGCCAACUACUACAGCUCGAAUGGCAAAUCCAACGGCAUCUCAAAUAGGAGGAGCGGCCGCCAAAGCGACGGGUUCGUACUUGUAGAACACCUGUCCGAAUCUCAGCAACAACUACAGGGUUACGAGCAGAGGGAUGCGGCUCCCACGAUGCCCGGCAAGGUCACGUAUAGUAGAGGGAGCAGCAGCGUUCGAGAUGUAGAGUAG